AUGAGUGUCUUUGCUUCUUUGCCGAAUCUCGUUACCCUAAUAUUGCAACACGGCAAUCUUUCCGAGCUGAGUAAUGAACAGUUUUCCAGUAUGUCAGGGCUUAAGACUCUCGGGCUGGGAAAUAACUCCAUAACUAGGGUUUCCAUUGGAGCCUUCAAUGGACUUUCGCAACACCUGGUCCACCUAAACCUGAUCAACUGUGGUCCGAUAAGGGAGCUGCACAUGCAGAGUGCUGGAACCGUGAACCUGAAAAGUAGCUGGAUAAAGCGCUUGAUAAUCGCGGGCGGCGUUGACUUACUCUUUUUGCGAAAGAACGAACUGAUAUAUAUAGAAAUAGGAGACAAACUGUCUGUUACUUUGGUAGACCUGAAUGAAAACAUGCUGCGAACUGAGGAUCUUCAAAAAAUCCUACUGGGGAUGUACAGACUUCAGUUCCUAGAUCUGUCCUGCAGCUUUAUACUUGCUGCUGUCCUGGGCAUCACCGACUCCGAACAGCCCUGCGAAGGAUUCAAUUGCACCAGUACAGAGAUGGCGGAUACGUUUUAUUCAUAUCAAAAGGCCUUUGAUCUGGUAGAACACCGCCUGGAAAACUGCAGCAAUUUGGGAGUGCUGAAAGCCUCACCCAACCUGGAAAUUCUGCAGAUAUACAACUGCUCAGGUGGUGAUCUUCGUGUUCUUCCCCCGUUACCGAAGCUUAGCUAUCUACAGGUGCGAAGCGGCAAUAUUUCCGAGCUGAGCGACGGACAGUUUGCCAUGCUAACCGCCCUGGACACUCUAGAGCUGGGAUACAACUCCAUAUUUAGGGUUUCCGUUGAAGCCUUUAAGGGACUGUCGCAAGUGUGGAGGCUCGGCAUGCAGAACAAUAAUUUAACCAGUUUGCCUGAAGGUGUGUUUAAUUCUCUUCCAGAACUCGUCGACCUUAACCUAGCUCGCAACCAAAUUGCGACGCUGAAGUUUAAGACAUUUUCUGAAAACCCAAAGUUGAAAUGGUUAUGUCUGCGUGACAAUCCGUUGAUAAUGGUUUUGGCCAUACCUCUAAAACGUCUUGUCCUGCUGGACUUGACCAACUGUCGUCCCCUGGAGGAGCUGCAUAUGCACAGCGCCGAGACAGUGAUUCUGGAAAACAGCGGGGUAAGAAAAAUGGACGUCGCGGGUAGCGUUGCCAUACUGUAUGCGCGAAAGAACCGACUAAGAUAUCUCCAAUUGGACGACAAGAUGUCAGUCACUGAACUCUACCUUAGUGAUAACAUGAUGCAAACAAAAGAACUGCACAACAUCCUCAUGGGAAUGUGGAGACUUCAGCGCCUUGACCUUUCUUGCAACAUAUUGUACGAGUUGCCUGUUCCCCAUAGCGACAACUUGGAUGAGGUCUUCCUUUUGCCAAAUCUGAGGUUCGUGAACCUGUCGAACAAUAUGCUGGAAUACCUCCACGGGGACUCGCCCCUUAUGUCCCCCGCUCUGACCCAUUUGGAUCUGUCGCACAACAGGAUACGUAUUUUAGAUCCACAUAUUUUCAAGAUGGUCUCCAAUCUGCAGAGCCUGCACAUUGAGUGGAACCGAAUUCGAGACUUUAGAUACGACCGCCUCUACAAACAGCAGCGAGGUCUCAAAUUUGUGGCUUUUUUCAACAAUUUAUUCAGCAGUGAGACUUACGGCAACCUUACCAAAUUCUUUAAGGAGGCAGGAGUACGUGUAAUAGAAGAAAACCAAAAGCCGAAGGAAGUUAGCUUCAUAACAAGGCAUGAGGAAUCUGCAGAGACUGUAUUUGUCCAAGAAUACACACUGUACUGCCGUCCACUGAGAUACUGA
Drosophila elegans is the source of this 1809-nucleotide messenger RNA. RefSeq names its product insulin-like growth factor-binding protein complex acid labile subunit. Lineage: Eukaryota; Metazoa; Arthropoda; Insecta; Diptera; Drosophilidae. Gene Ontology annotation, molecular function: protein binding. The transcript has 4 exons. Bases 1 to 1809 code for a protein of 602 amino acids. Gene Ontology annotation, cellular component: extracellular matrix. The record is from RefSeq and is a predicted model, not a curated record.